Molecule: messenger RNA, 1203 nt
Organism: Neurospora hispaniola
Lineage: Eukaryota; Fungi; Ascomycota; Sordariomycetes; Sordariales; Sordariaceae
Product: 3-carboxy-cis,cis-mucoante lactonizing enzyme
Exons: 3
Coding region: 1-1203 (400 amino acids)
Molecular function (GO): protein binding; 6-phosphogluconolactonase activity
Source: RefSeq, a predicted model, not a curated record
AUGUUGUACAAGUCCUUAGCCGCUGGCGUUAUCGCCUUUGGCUUGCCCACUUUCGUGUCGGCCACCCUGAUCUUCGUUACUUCUAUGGGUACAUCGACGGAUCCUGGAUUUCUUGGCACCAUCAAGUAUGCGGACGGAAAGCUUGAGGUCAUCAACAAGCAGCUCGGCAUCUGUGGCAAUAACCCUUCAUGGUUGGAAUUUGUCGGCGACCACAUUUACUGCCUCGAUGAGGCUUGGAGCAGCAUCUCAACUGGCUCCCUCUACAACUUUCAGGUCCCCAGAGAUGGCACGAAUCUCACGCUGAUUAACAGGCUGGAUACGCUGAGAGGCCCAGUGAGCAGCGUCCGCUAUGGACAGAAUCUCAAUGGACUGGCCAUUGCCGCCUAUGCGGGAGGGGGUUUUCAGUCGUUCGAUAUCUCGAAUCCCGCCGCCCCCAAGGCUCUCCAAAAUAGUACUUUCACAAUCUCGCCGAAGCCUGGCUCCGACUCUCAGCAAAAAACAUCACAUGCUCAUGAGGUUGUCCUGGACCCUACCGGGAACUUCAUUGCGACGCCCGAUCUUGGCGCAGAUCUCAUUCGUAUCUUCAAGGUAGACAAGAAUACCUUGAGCUAUGUUGAAUCCAAAACGGUUCCGACACCCGAUCUUUCCGGCCCAAGGCACGGUGCUUUCGUUAAGCUUGACUCCGGAACCUACUUCUACGUCGUCACUGAGCUCUCCAAUGAGAUCAUUGGGUGGAAGGUUACCUAUAAUAGCAAUGGUCUUGAUCUUGAUUUUGGUAAAGAGCUGUUCAUCAUUCCAACACACGGCCCUGGUUCUAAGGGUAUCGGAAAUACCACUAGAGCUUCAGAACUCGUUAUUUCGCCCGAUAACAAGUUCCUGCUAGUAUCAUCCCGAUUCGAUGAAAAAACAUUUGAUCUUCCUGACCCGGAGGACAAUGCGGCGGGACGGAUCAAGUCAGACCCCAUCAUCAACUACGCCAUUGAGACAGACGGCACCCUCACCCUUCAACAGGUUUUCGCUGCGGGAGGCAUCAACCCGCGCCAGUUCUCCCUGAGCAAAGACGGCUCCCUCGUCGUGUCCGCGUUGCAGACUUCCGGCCAUGUUGCGCUCAUCAAGCGUGAUGUUCAAACUGGAAAUCUAACGGAAUCCAUCGGCGCUGUCCAUCUCGGUGGACAGCCCACCUUUGCCAAGCUCAAGGAGUGA